AUGGGCCAGGCGCCGGCCGCGGCGCUGCUGCUCCUGGCGCUGGCAUCUCUGCUCAAGUCUUUGCCUGCAGCAACUCAAUGUGAAAACAUUUACCAAGAUUUCUCAGACUGCAUCUUAAAACUAGGAGAAAACAUGGCCAGCUUUGAAGAAGAGGAGGAGGAUGAAGAUGAAAGAAGCCCGGAGCUGCGUGCUGUCUGUGGUUAUUGGGAUGAGUUUCACGCCUGCGCUAUGACAGCCCUGUGGGAGUGCCAGCGGGAGGCUGCAACCGUCUGGGAGAUGCUGAAAAAGGAAUCUAGGAAAAUCCAAUUCCAAGGCAGCCUCUUUGACCUCUGCGCCUUGCAGAAUUCCAGCACCAUGCAAAUUUCACAUAUAUUGCUGUUAAGCAUCACUUCGAUGGUCACUUGGCUUAGCUUAUAA
Molecule: messenger RNA, 417 nt
Organism: Euleptes europaea (tarantolino)
Lineage: Eukaryota; Metazoa; Chordata; Lepidosauria; Squamata; Sphaerodactylidae
Product: neuritin-like
Exons: 3
Coding region: 1-417 (138 amino acids)
Biological process (GO): nervous system development; neuron projection extension
Cellular component (GO): plasma membrane
Source: RefSeq, a predicted model, not a curated record